This is a messenger RNA of Ilyonectria robusta, 1524 nucleotides long. Its product is annotated as major facilitator superfamily domain-containing protein. The transcript is spliced from 6 exons. NCBI's taxonomy places the organism in Eukaryota, Fungi, Ascomycota, Sordariomycetes, Hypocreales, Nectriaceae. The coding region runs from base 1 to 1524 and encodes 507 amino acids. Gene Ontology annotation, biological process: transmembrane transport. Gene Ontology annotation, cellular component: membrane. The record is from RefSeq and is a predicted model, not a curated record. Gene Ontology annotation, molecular function: transmembrane transporter activity.
AUGUCGGAUUCAGAGAAAGGAACUCCGGUGCACCAGCUCGAAAAUGCCAUGGGAACCCAACCCGAGGCUUCCAAGUCUGUCGACGUGGUUCACAAUGACGAAGCGUUGAGAGUCCUGGAAAACUAUACCGGCGAUGAGACCUGGACACCUGAAGAAGAGAAGAAGUUGCGUCGCAAGAUUGACUGGAGACUUAUGCCAGUCCUCUGUGCCACAUAUGGACUUCAGUACUACGACAAGGCUAUGCUUUCCCAAGCUGCAAUCUUCGGCCUUCGAACGGACUUGGACCUCCUUGUAGGCAAUCGAUACUCCUGGGCGGCCUCUAUCUUCUAUCUUGGCUUCAUCGUUGGAGCUUACCCCGCUAUGGUCCUUGCCCAGCGCUACCCCGUUGAGCGUGUUGCGUCCGGCAUUGUCAUCGUCUGGGGUCUUUGCCUGAUCUUAACCACGGUCUGCAAAGACUACCAAGGCAUCUACAUCCAACGAUUCUUCCUUGGCUUUCUUGAAAGUGGCAUCAGUCCCAUGUUCAUGUUGAUUGUGGGAAGCUUUUAUAAGAAAAAUGAGCAAGCAAUGCGAAUGGGAAUCUGGUACAGCUGCACUGGAUAUGUGUCCGUAUUCUCGCCUUUGAUCAACUACGCACUCGGUCAGGUCAACGGGGGCGUCUCUUCGUGGCGAUACAUGUACUACUUCGCUGGAGCACUCACUAUUGCGUGGGGAAUCGUCCUCUUGUUUGUUCUCCCACCGGAUCCAGUGCGAGUCAAGGGAUUCGACGAACGAGAGCGAUAUGUUCUCGUCGCCCGUCUGAGGACGAACAACUCCGGUGUCAGAAACAUGCAUCUCAAGGUCGAACAGAUCUUGGAGUUGUUGCUCGACGCGAAGUUCUGGGUCGUCUUCUCGAUUGCUUUCUUGUCCAUGAUCGCCAAUGGGCCCAUUUCCACAUUUGUCCCUAUCAUCAUUAACGGCAUGGGUUUCAGCACCCUCCACUCCCUACUCCUCGUGAUGCCAGCGGGCGCCUACGCGGGAACGAUGCAACUACUUUUCCCUUUCUUGGCUUACAAGUUCCCGGGAAUUCGAUCUUAUCUGGUCUUCAUUGCACAGAUGGGCACAACCUUAGCGGCGCUGCUGCUAUGGCGUCUCCCAUUUUCAUCCACCGGGGCUCUGCUGUUCGCCUGUUAUAUCCUGCCAUCAGUGGGAGCUGGCUAUGCUGUGCUCAUGGGAAUGCAAAUUGCCAACACAGCAGGUUAUACGAAGAGGUCCAUUGCUUCUUCGGGCAUGUAUAUCGGCUACUGCCUAGGAAACUUUGUGGGACCCCUGGUGUUCAAGAAACACGAGGCACCCCGGUAUGAGUCUGGAUUUGUUGUGGUUGUUGUCACGUCGGUUGUUGCUGGGUUGUUGGCACUUGUCUAUCGCAUGCUUUGCAUGUGGACGAACCGCCAACGUGACAACAACGGUACACCUGAGGGCUUUGAUCACGCCUAUGAGGAUGACCUGACUGAUAGAAAGAACCCUCAGUUUAGGUACAUUCUAUAA